GACUCUGACAGUGGCUCGGCCGACCGAUGACAGCCGAGGCGUCAGUCCUCAGUGCGCCAGCGUGCCGUGUGAAGCGGUCUCGCGCGCGCGUUAACGUGCGGAGCAGCACGCGUGGACAGCCAGCUGUCAAACUCUCUGCGUGUCGCUCCGACGAUUCCCGGUGAAUCCCGCUAAGUGAAUCAUCGCCGGUGAAUCUGUUCCUGAGGGGGUCAAGUGACCGUGCAACCAUAUUCCUGAUUUCCGGUGAAUCGUGUUUCCGUGUCGCGCAACCCCACGUAAUAUUCGUAAUCUCUAUAAAAGAUGUACGUCGUCUUCAACAGCACGAAACCGGCAUCGAGCGGUUUUUAUCGAGAGGUACGUCUGACGCGCGUACGCGAGUUACUCGUAGAGGGAAACGCGUCGUGAAAGGAUACACGGCGUUUUUCAUUCCCGAAGAGUGACGCACGAAGAGCAGCGCUCGCGAUGACGGAGCUCGCCAAGGAGGCGUUCACCUCCCGCAACUACCACUUGGCGGUCGAGCUGUACGAACGAUGUCUGAAGCAGCAGGGAUCGAGCUACGAGGUGCUGCUGGACUACGGCGACUCCUUGGUCAAGUGCGGCCGCGUCAGGGAGUCCAUCGAGAUCUAUUCCAGGUGUUCGGCCGCGAUGUCCGUGCCGGCCGAAAGACUGAAACACCUGGCGACCGCGCUCCUGGAGGAUAUGGUUGGCGUCGGGACGAGCUCCAGACGGAGGUUCGAGACAUCCUUCGCGUGUCCCCUGUGCGAAGGCACCCUCUGUCAACCGGUGACCGCCGGCUGCGGUCACACGUAUUGCAGGAACUGCGUGGAUCCGUCGAAGAACUGUCGCGUGUGCGGGCUUAAAAUCGCUAUGGUGAGUGAAACGAAUGUGCUAGUGCAAAGACUCGUGGAGAGAUGGUGGCCGCGAGAAGCGGAGGCCAGUCGGGCGAGGCACGAGGGUGAUAUCCUCUUGAGGAAGGGUCACCUGGGUCAGGCACUCGAGAGAUACAACCUGGCGGUCCAUCUCG
Temnothorax curvispinosus is the source of this 1024-nucleotide messenger RNA. RefSeq names its product LON peptidase N-terminal domain and RING finger protein 3-like. Lineage: Eukaryota; Metazoa; Arthropoda; Insecta; Hymenoptera; Formicidae. Gene Ontology annotation, molecular function: metal ion binding; protein binding. The transcript has a single exon. The annotation marks the transcript as partial. The record is from RefSeq and is a predicted model, not a curated record.